Molecule: messenger RNA, 1239 nt
Organism: Aspergillus tanneri
Lineage: Eukaryota; Fungi; Ascomycota; Eurotiomycetes; Eurotiales; Aspergillaceae
Product: C-3 sterol dehydrogenase/C-4 decarboxylase
Exons: 2
Coding region: 1-1239 (412 amino acids)
Biological process (GO): steroid biosynthetic process
Molecular function (GO): 3-beta-hydroxy-Delta5-steroid dehydrogenase (NAD+) activity
Source: RefSeq, a predicted model, not a curated record
AUGUCGAACAAGCGCCCUACGAUGGAAUUGGGGACCGUCCUGGUGGUCGGUGGCUGCGGGUUUGUAGGCUGGCACAUUGUUGAUCAAUUGCUCGGUUUCCCUUCCGAGUCCGACCCCAGCGUCGCCCUCCCCAAGCCGAAGGGGGAUGCGCGUUUCGAUUACCCUCAGUUGAAGGACCGGUAUCCCAGGUGCAUUGCGAAGGUGGCGGUUGUUGACUUGAGAACAUCCAACAACCGACUGCCUGGUGCCCAAUACUAUGAUGGCGACAUCACGUCGGUGGAGUCCAUGCUGUCCGUUUUCCGCGCCGUCAAGCCGGAUGUCGUUAUCCAUACUGCCACACCAAAUGUAUUGGAAGGAAAUAAGCCACUUCUGCGGAGGGUGAAUGUGGAGGGAACGACUACAUUAUUGGAGGUCGCGGGCGGCGCUCACGGCGAAUGGGGCGGAAAGUGCCGGGCUUUUGUGUACACGAGCUCGAGCUCUGUGGUGCAUGAUACGCAAAGCGACCUGGUUAAUGUAACCGAGGAAUGGCCCUAUAUCAGAGGAGAGCGACAACUCGAGUACUACUCGGAGACGAAGGCCGACGCAGAAGAGCUAGUCUUAAAAUAUAAUCGCAAAUCCCCCUCGUCGAUGUUGACUUGCGCUGUCCGGCCGGCCGGUAUCUACGGCGAGAAAGACACUACCUUUACCUACAAGAUCCUGGAACACUCGUCCAAGGCCUCCCCUACGGUUCUGCGGAUGCAACUGGGUGAGAAUAACAACCUUUUUGAUUUUACGUACGUGGGAAACAUUGCAUAUGCCCAUAUGCUUGCCGCCUACCGUUUGCUUGCUACCAAAACCCGGUAUGAUUCGGGGCAGGGUGAGCCGCUAGACCAUGAGCGGGUCGAUGGGGAGGCAUUCAACGUUACCAACGAUUCGCCGGUUUAUUUCUGGGAUAUGACGCGCGCUGCGUGGGCGUUGGCGGGUAAGGUGGUUGAGCCCCAUCAGGUGUGGGAGCUGCCUGAGGGUCUUUUAGGCCCCAUUGGCGCCGUGGCCGAGACGGCCCUGGGGCUAUUCGGUAAGACUCCUCGGUUGACCAGGCGGGUGGUCCGAUACUCCUGCAUGACACGCUACUACUCGUCCGAUAAAGCCAAGUUCAGACUGGGAUACACGCCCAUUGUUCCAGUGGAUGAGGGCCUUGCCCGUGCCGUUGGAUAUGUGGUGGAACGGGAGCGACAGGAAGCCGAAAAGAAGGGGCAGUGA